GAUCAGCCUCGGCUAUAAGUCAGAAGUUGUGCUGUAACAUUGCGACCCAGGACUAUAAGCACAAGACCAGGACCUCAAGAUGAAGUCUCAGGUGUCACUACAGAGAAUAGAGGCUCCUUAUUCAUGCCCUCUAGUAUGCCCAGAUCUUCCUCUUAAUAUUAUUGAGGAAAUUCUCCUGAACCUCCCGGCCCAGCAGGUGAUUUGUGUGUGUCGUCUGGUGUGUAACGAGUGGAAGUCAGUGGUGGACAGCACUGCGUUUUGGAAAGAGCGAUGCCGUAGGGAAGGAUUCAAGCCUCUUAAUAUGCAAAGAAUCCCAAGAGAUUGGCAAACCUUUUAUAUUCUAUGCAAGAAGCGUCAUAAUCUGCUGAAAAACCCCAAUGCAAAUGAGAAUUUUUCUGGCUGGACCAUCUUGGAAGAUGGAGGCGAUCGGUGGACGGUAGACCGUUUGUACUCGCCUCAUCCGGAUGAAACUGUAACAAAAUGCUUUGUUACUUCUUAUGGGCGAUGCAUAAAGAGUCAGCUGAUAGACCUUGAGAAAGAAGGAUACAGUCCUGCGUUUAUGGAUGAAAUUCAGCCGGAUAUUGUAAUUACAGACUGGUAUGCGCCACGAUGGGACUGUGGCAGUUUGUAUGAAAUUAAUGUUGAGUUACUUGAUCACAAGAAGCAGAUAAUCCAGUUAUUUCAACCUGAACGAGUCAUUUUUCCACAAUGGAAUGAUCAGAAGUGGGAGAAGAUGACACAUGCAUUUAAGGACUACGGACCUGGUGUUCGAUUCAUUCUUUUUAAACAUGGAGGGAGAGACACACAGUACUGGGCUGGACAUUAUGGAAUACGGGUUACAAACAGUAGCGUAGAAAUCUUUCCCUCAGCUGAAGCCGAUAUAGUUCACAUUGAUAAUUAAUGGAAAAUUUUUCAGGUCUUUGUAAUGUAUGAUUAUGGUGUAAUGAUGAAUAUUUAUGUAUCAAGCUUAUCUUGUUUACUAAUUUAUAAAUUAUCUGUAUAUGUCCUGCUGUGUAAAUUAAAAAUGUGAAAAAUUAUGGAAAGAAAAAAAGACUGAGAAUAUUGCCUGAGAUCUUACCAAAAAGGAGAAUAAUUAUCUCGUUUGCCUUAUAUUUUGUACUUAAAUCUGUAAUUUGCUUUGGUGAAUCAAAACCCAUUAUUAUUGUUUUGCUUUCAGUGUGAAAGAAGCAAAGGGUCCAUGUUUAUUGACAUUCAACAAUUUUUGAUUUCUAUGCACCAUACUUAAACAUUAAAACUCUUAAAAUCAUAGAGGUGCCUCUGGAAACAUCUAAAGGCACUUUUAACAAAUCUUCGAGUGGGUUUUCAAGUUAGUCUAGUAUAUAGUUGAUAACUGAAGUCUUCUAAUGGAGAGGACCUGAAGCCUCCACAGCAUAUUCUUACGCUUGUGUUUUAACUUUUUUUAUAUUAUGAUUAAAAAAAAAUAGGACAUUGUCCAUAUU
Silurus meridionalis is the source of this 1460-nucleotide messenger RNA. RefSeq names its product F-box only protein 6-like. Gene Ontology annotation, cellular component: SCF ubiquitin ligase complex; cytoplasm. Gene Ontology annotation, biological process: glycoprotein catabolic process; SCF-dependent proteasomal ubiquitin-dependent protein catabolic process. The transcript is spliced from 6 exons. NCBI's taxonomy places the organism in Eukaryota, Metazoa, Chordata, Actinopteri, Siluriformes, Siluridae. The record is from RefSeq and is a predicted model, not a curated record. Gene Ontology annotation, molecular function: protein binding; ubiquitin protein ligase activity. The coding region runs from base 80 to 901 and encodes 273 amino acids.